UCACCUUUCACCACAUUGGAAACAAGUACGCACGCGACAAUCAUGGCCAACUCGGGAGAGCCUACGAUACCUCCAGAGACAUCUCAGACCGCCGCAUCGUCGCCUGCAUGGCCCACGCCUCGGGUCUUCUUGCCGCCUACAGCGUCAACAUCUGCUCAACCCGCCGUAGCCUCAUCCUCAACGUCGUCGACGCCUUCAUCCUCAGCGUCACGCAUCGUACCUCCCGUCUCCACUGAGGACCCCAAACCGACGGCAGAAGAGAUCAAGGCGGCAUAUGCAUCGACGCUGGAGCGUAAUCAGCGAGCAGGCAUUGGGCCUGAUGCUCCACUCAUGACAAAGGCGAUGAGAGAGAAGCAUGAGGCCAAGUUUGACAAGGGCAAGACGAAGAAGACGUAUCAAGAGGUCCGAGUACGCUUUCGCCUCCCCGACCGCACCCAACUCGAGUACACGCUUCCCUCAGCCUCCACCCAAGUCCUCGAUCUCUACCCCAUGCUCCGCUCAACGGCAUUCAGCGAUUCCGUCCCGCCCUUCGUGCUUUACACUACACCGCCACGACAGGACCUGGCAGAAAGAGACGCCCGCCUCAAGGGCAAGAAAAUUGGCGAUAUGGGAUGGGGAGGCGCUGCUGUCGUCAGCGUGAGAUGGGUUGAGGAGGGCGCGACGAGUGCAGAGGCAAAGAAGCUCAAUAGAUCAGACACGACACAGCCGCUCAGAGAGGGACUGCGUGAAAAGGCAGAGAGGAUGGAGCCGCCCAAAAUGGGACUGGGCGAUGAGAGCGGGGCAGCCACGCCGGCAGCACCGUCUUCAUCGAGUGCGGUGAGAACACUAGGAGGUGGCAGUGGCAGUGGUGGGCAGGGGGAGGAGAAAAAGAUACCAAAGUGGUUCAAGGGCUUCAAAAAGUAGGCGUGUGACCGCAAUAGAGGACAGCAAUGUCAUUCGACUUGGUUGCCAAGAGGAGAGACGGGAGAACCAUAGGCCUGUAUGCUGCGUAUCCAUCGGGCUGGACGAUUAGUAGUCUGGAGUGGCAGGAGGGAGAAGGCGGUCAGCAUCAUCUUGUUCUGCCUCACUCUGAUGCCUUGCGCACUCACUCCUCUUCUUCUUUGGCCUGACCCCGCCAAUCUUGAUCUUAGUCGCAUCACU
Molecule: messenger RNA, 1140 nt
Organism: Jaminaea rosea
Lineage: Eukaryota; Fungi; Basidiomycota; Exobasidiomycetes; Microstromatales
Exons: 2
Coding region: 43-903 (286 amino acids)
Molecular function (GO): protein binding
Source: RefSeq, a predicted model, not a curated record